Molecule: messenger RNA, 525 nt
Organism: Neoarthrinium moseri
Lineage: Eukaryota; Fungi; Ascomycota; Sordariomycetes; Amphisphaeriales; Apiosporaceae
Exons: 2
Coding region: 1-525 (174 amino acids)
Cellular component (GO): cytosol; nucleus
Molecular function (GO): protein binding; peptidyl-prolyl cis-trans isomerase activity
Source: RefSeq, a predicted model, not a curated record
AUGGACGACACAGGAUUGCCUCCCAACUGGGAAGUCCGCCACAGCAACUCCAAGAACCUGCCCUACUACUUCAAUGCGACGGAUAAGAUCUCUCGCUGGGAGCCACCGGCCGGCACCGAUACCGAGAAGCUCAAGAAAUACAUGGCUCUGCACCACAGCUCGACCUCGGCCGGCGCCCCCGUCGCAAAGCCUGCGGACAAGAUCCGUGCCGCCCACCUGCUCGUCAAACACCGCGACAGCCGCCGUCCAGCCUCGUGGCGCGAAAGCGAGAUCACCCGCUCCAAGGACGACGCCAUGGGUAUCAUCAAGAACCACGAGGCCCGCAUCAAGCGCGGCGACAUCAGCCUGGGCGAGCUGGCCAUCACGGAGAGCGACUGCAGCAGCGCCCGUAAGAGGGGCGACCUGGGUUACUUCGGCAAGGGCGACAUGCAGAAGGAGUUUGAGGACGCCGCUUUUGCGCUUCAACCCGGCCAAAUGAGCGGCGUGGUUGAGACGGCCAGCGGCCUGCACCUGAUCGAACGGUGA